AUGGAACUUCGAACGGCGUCGAACAACGACGAAAAACGCAUCGUUAUUGGGAUGACGGGCGCGACGGGCGCAAUCCUUGGCAUCAAACUUCUCAUAACCUUAAGACGACUGAACGUUGAGACACAGCUUGUUAUCAGUCAAUGGGCUGAAGCCACCAUGAAGUACGAAACGGACUAUACUCCAGCCAAUGUUCGGGCACUUGCCGAUCACGUGCACUCGAAUCACGACCAAGCCGCUCCUAUAUCAAGUGGUUCUUUCCAUGCCAAUGGCAUGAUCAUUUUCCCGUGCAGUAUGAAGACACUUGCAGCUGUCAAUGCAGAAUACUGCGACGACCUCAUCUCCCGAGCAGCGGAUGUGAUGUUGAAAGAGCGACGUCGAUUGGUCCUCGCCGUAAGAGAAACUCCUUUGAGUGAGAUUCAUAAAUAUGUUGGAUGUCACGAGGGCUGGGGCAAUCAUUUGUCCGGCAAUGCCAGCGUUUUAUACAAAACCUGGCUCGAUAGACGAUCUGGUCGACCAGAUGGUGGGGAGAAUGUUAGAUUUGUUUGA
This is a messenger RNA of Sclerotinia borealis F-4128, 546 nucleotides long. The record is from the annotation of a GenBank genome assembly. Lineage: Eukaryota; Fungi; Ascomycota; Leotiomycetes; Helotiales; Sclerotiniaceae.